Messenger RNA from Chelonoidis abingdonii (Abingdon island giant tortoise), 1563 nucleotides. It is a transcript of the gene MRPL19, whose product is annotated as mitochondrial ribosomal protein L19. Gene Ontology annotation, cellular component: mitochondrial large ribosomal subunit; ribosome. Gene Ontology annotation, biological process: translation. NCBI's taxonomy places the organism in Eukaryota, Metazoa, Chordata, Testudines, Testudinidae. The record is from RefSeq and is a predicted model, not a curated record. Gene Ontology annotation, molecular function: structural constituent of ribosome.
GCGCAGGGGACGGUAGCUGAAGCUGUCAUGGCGGCCUGCGGCUGGAGGCUCCUGGAGCAGACGGGUGUGAGGGCCCUCGCUACGGCGUCCGCCGCCCGGCCCGCAGCGCGCUGCCGGUGCUUCUCUUCCUCUGGACUUCUGAGGGCUAACAAUGGAGAACCUGCAAAAUUUCAGCCACCUCCAAAGCCAGUUAUUGUUGACAAACAUAAAGAGGUUGCAGAGAGAAGGUUCUUGAGUCCUGAAUUUAUUCCCCCAAGAGGGAGAACAGAUCCUCUUAAAUUCUAUAUUGAAAGAACUGACAUGAUACGAAGGCGAAAAGUGCUCGACAUUCCAGAGUUCUAUGUCGGAAGCAUCCUUUCUGUUACCACAGCAGAUCCAUAUGCCAGUGCCAAAACCAGCUGUUUUGUAGGAAUUUGCAUUCAAAGAGGAGGAAAAGGACUUGGUGCUACCUUUGUGCUUCGGAAUAUUAUAGAAGGGCAGGGUAUUGAGUUUUGCUAUGAACUGUACAAUCCUCGAAUCCGGGAGAUCAAGGUUUUGAAGCUGGAGAAGAGACUAGAUGACAACCUGAUGUAUUUACGGGACGCUCUUCCUGAAUAUAGUACUUUUGAUGUUAACAUGAAACCUGUGCCCCAUUCAGCUAAUGAUGAAAUUCCUGUAAACCAGCUGAAAGUCAAAAUGAAACCUAGACCCUGGACAAAACGUUGGGAACGACCAAAAUUUAACAUUCAAGGAAUCCACUUUGAACUACCUGAAGAAAUGAUGAAAGAAGCACAAAAGUGGAGCGCACCCUGGAUAAAGUUCGAUAUGCUGCGAGAAUACGAUACUUCAAAAUUAGAGAAAGAAAUAUGGAAAGAAGUGAAUGAAGAGCUAAAAAAAUGAUACUGCUUUUAUACAGCAGAUGACUGAGGAGAGAGGCCACCUGAAUUUUUUAAAUAUAAUUCCUCAAUUGUGUAAGACUUGUAUAUAGUCAGAAUGUACAAUAAAGUAGUACAUUUGUAUAUAUACAGUGCAGUGAUUUUUAAGCUCCUUUAGUUCCCACUUUUGAGUAGGGGCAGUGAGUCCCAUUGUCUUCAGUAACAUCUUGAGAAAUUAUCUUACCAAAGUAGUAUGUCCAGCCCCCUUUUCCAGGCACUCAGUCUUUACAGUAACAAAACAAGCCUUCACUGCUACACUUUUCAUGUUACUCGUUUGACAACAGACCAUAAACACCUUGCUGGAUACACCACUAGUAGUUGCGGAGGGGGAAAUGUUACUUUGAAUAGUCUGACACAUGCAAGACCAUGGAAGCUUUAAAGGGACAGGUGUGGCCAGGGACUAGUCAAACUUUUCUAUUCCUAAAGGUUGUAUGUAUCAGUCUGAGCUAGGAAUUGCAUGUUCAGUUUAUCAGCAAGAAAACUGGCUGGCAGUGAGGGCAGUAAUUAGAUCUCAGGACAAGUAAACAACUCCAAACUAGUACUACUAGCUGAAUUGCAUGCUCUGGUUCAGUCUGGGUUCAAGAGCAAACAAAGAGCUUUAAGAAUAAAAGGUCAGACUCAACUGAGUCAUAUCCUUCUUUGAUUCCAA